AUGCAGUUAACAACCGGACAAAUUACGAUAUGGACUCAGUAUAUCAGACCGAGUGCAGAAUUUCUACCAAACAUACCAGUAACAACUUUUCAAUCAUCAUCGGAUCACUAUUGGAAGCCUAGCAUCGACUUCGAAAACGCUUGUACUUCACUUCAAGAUACCUUGAACGACAUCCUGAACCCACUGUGUUUUGACGUCUUCAUCAUAGGUGGCGACUUUAACGCACGUGUGGGCCAAAUCCAGCGCUCCGUUCCAUUAAUCUUGGAGGACACACCACUAGAGUUCACGCGCACUACACAGGACCAUACAACAAAUGAAAAAGGCUAUCUGCUGAACAACCUGAGGGAUGAAAAUGGUUUUGUACUUCUCAACGGAAGAACUCCAGGCGACAUACCUGGUAAAUUCACUUUUGGAAAUGCCUUGGGUAAAAGUACGAUUGACCUAGUGUGGGUACAUUACUCAAGUCUCGCCUUUGUAAAGGACCUAUCAGUCAGACACAUUAUAUCACAGUCGGCCCACUUCCCCGUAGCUAUAACACUAGCUCUUCCUUUACCAGAGUCUGCUCUCGCAACAAAUGCACCGCCUCAACCAUCACUCAGGUGGAAUUCAAAAUACGCAGCACGGUUCAAAACCAAUUUGCAACGGUCACCUCUGGUGAGCCAAAAUUUCCUGUCAUCCUCUUGCAGCAACCUGUAUCAGACUCUAACAGAGGCAAUCACCCAGGCUGCCGACGGCUCUAAUAUGUAUUGCUUACUUUCUUUAACAUACAAGCCAAUCAGCGCCCGCUGGUUCGACGACAAAUGCAGAAGCAGGAAACGGUUAGUCUCCAACUACUUGCACAUCUGUAAAGGGGAGGGAUCCACCUCACUUCUAUGGAAUUACUUUUAUGCUGCCACAAAGCACUACUAUGCCCUGAUCAGACGCAAGAUAUCCGAACAUCAGACAAAGAUUUCAAACCUGUUCGCUAACACCAAUAACUCUACGGAUUUCUGGAGAACCGUCAACGGCGAAGUUCCCCAAGAGUGGUACAAAGUCUGCAUGUUCAUGCUGCACAAAAAAGGAGAUACUAGUAACCCUCAUAAUUACCAGGGCAUAGCUCUCGUGAACUGCGUCACAAAAAUUUUCACCAGUAUCAUCAACGAACGUCUGAGGUUUUGGGCUGAAACAAACGGCCUACUACCGGAGGAACAGGCAGGCUUCAGAAAGGGCAAAAGCUGUGGCGACAACGUCUUCACCCUUCAGUCCAUCUUACAACUAUUCAUAAGACAUAAGAGAGCUUCCGCACUAGUACUUCUCAUCGAUUAUGUCCAAAACUCCUCAACAUCCUGA
Cotesia congregata is the source of this 1329-nucleotide messenger RNA. Lineage: Eukaryota; Metazoa; Arthropoda; Insecta; Hymenoptera; Braconidae. The record is from the annotation of a GenBank genome assembly.